UGUAAUGGAUGGACGAAGACACUUCCCACUUGUUGAUUUUGAGUCAUUUCACUCUGAAAUCAAGUUUUAAUUUAUAAUAUUUGUCAAGCUGAUGUGUAAUAUUGAAAGGCCAACAACAUCAACAUGUCAAGGAUAAGAGAGAAUCCAGACAAACUCUUUGAAGUAUUUUUUGAAAUCGGAAAGCCUACAGAGGAUGCAGCACCCUUCAUCUUACAAAAAUACCCUCUGGACUUCAACGAUGAGGAAGUGAUAAAAUCUGUUCCUAAAUUUGCAUUUCCAUGCAAUACAGAAAGGUAUACGACGACGGUCGACCACUUCUCGUUCGUAUUGACAGACUUGGAUAGCAAGUUUAAGUUCGGCUAUUGUCGACAUGCGACAGGGGCUCAGACAUGUCUUUGUAUUGUAAGUUUUCUCCCAUGGUUCGAAGUAUUUUACAACUUCCUGAACACACUAGCCGAGAUUACGAACCGGACAGAUGAUAAUGAUUUGACUCCCAUGUUACGCAACGCCUACGUGCAGGAAGUGCCCACGCCAGGACUUCCUGUUACCAUAGUAGCUGGACAAGAGAUGCUAAGUUUCAAGGCUCCGGACGCGAACAAAUUACCCAGCAUUCCUGCCAGCAGAAAUCUGCUGGAGUAUUACAAUGCCAUAGACACAGAGAAGAUGAUGAUGAUCUUUGCUAGCAUGUUACAUGAAAGACGUAUUAUAGUUACAUCAAAGAAACUGAGUCGACUGACAGCCGUGAUCCAUGCUGCGGGAUGUUUGCUCUACCCCAUGUACUGGCAACACCUCUACAUACCUGUACUUCCGGAGUUUCUCAUAGAUUAUCUCACAGCUCCGAUGCCAUUUGUGAUAGGUGUCCACAGUACUUUGAUGGAGAGAGCUCUCAAGAUGGAACUAGGAGAUGCCGUGAUUGUGGACGCUGACAAGAAUGAGAUCACCACAGAAUAUAACGAUAUUGAAAAUCUUCCUGAUGAAAUGGCAUCCUACCUUAAACGUCACUUGAAGGGUGAGAAAGUGAAGGCCUCCAUGCUGGGAUCAGGGGACGCCAUCUCUAAAACAUUCAUGAUGUCCCUCGUCAAACUCAUAGGUGGAUACAGAGAUGCCUUGAAGUUUACUGAAGGGGAUCCAAUCACGUUUAACCCAGAAGCAUUUGUCCAGUCCCGCCCUGCUUCCAUGCAGCCAUUCCUGGAAAACAUGCUCUGUCUGCAGAUCUUCCAACAGUUUAUCAAUGAACGCCUGGACAUGUUGAAUAUUGGUCGAGGAUUUGCUGACAUAUUUGAGCAAGAAUGUCUCGUUCACGCUGACAAACUCAAUGCUCAAACAAGAUACAAUGAAUGGCUCGGAAAAAUGAAGAAACAAGGGAAGAAACUCCAGAGAGGUGGCAAGUACGCUUGGUCUGAUUUCAAAGUAAAGGCUAGACCGGCUAUGAUGGAAGCAAGGGGCUUUAUGGAUACAGUUUCACAUCGGGCCAUACCUGCUAUGAAAGAAAUGCAAUCAAAGUGGGGAAAUUGGUCUCACAGGGCAGGUCCUGCUAUGUCCAGUGCUGUUGAGUCAGUGAAGACGCAAGGCAAGAAAGCCUAUUCCAAGGCCAAAACAAAGAUUAGUGACCUCACAAAGGAAGAUGAUGGUUCCCCCAAAUCAGGCACUCCAAAGUCAUCAAAAUCUGUUCGGCAUGGACCCCAAACUAGGUCUUUCUCUAAAGAAAAGCCUUUGGGGCUACCGAAAAGCUUAUCAAAAGAUAGGCCUUCAACUAUUAUUGGUUCUCCCAUAAAAUCUGCGAGACCUCCCAGGCCCCUCCCAUCUAGACCCCUAUCGCCUUCUGGGUCAGGCUCACCACCUGAAAUACGAUCCACAUUUGUAUCACACAUCAAUAAAACCCAAAGGCAAGCAAGCGCGGAUGACAACGAUGUGAUGGUUUACAACAGAGUGAGCUGUAACCUUAUGGGUGACCCAGACAUCCAGAACAUGUUUAAGUCUGCCAGCGCUGAGAAUCUACCCAAGAAAGAUAUAUAUUUACAGAGUGGCGAAAGUAGCGACACCUUGACCUCUUCUUCAUCUGUAGAAGGAGAUUUACUUCACCAUAACAUUCCAUCAGCUGAUAGAAAUAUAGACCAUAGUCCCACGCCCAAGGGCGAUAACUCCAUAUACACCCACCUGAUAGAGGACGAUGACAGUGGUAUUGUCAUGAGAACGGGUUCACAGUCUUCCCUAGAGCAGAUGAAGUUGGACGCUAAGUUUGAGACCAAGUUUGAGUCAAACUAUACAGCACAUGGUAAAGGCUCUUCAGGAAGCUUGCAUGAUAGUAAGGAAGACCAGAAGCCACCAAUUGCACCUCCAAGACCACAUCAUGUGAGAAAGAGUGUAAGCCCUAAUGUAACCAACAGCCCUGCUAUGGGGGACAGACUUAUACGGCCCGGUAUGGCAAGAGAAAGACCAAAGCCAGCACCAAGAAGGUUGUCAAUGGAGAACCAAGGCUUGCCGACACCACAGCCUAGAAAAGAUGUACCUGCUUCUCCUAUUGCUGGUGGUGAUGCUUUGAUUGACUUUAAUGUUGGUUCUAGCGGUGGAGGUUAUGAUAUAGCUACUGAGUUCAGUAAUGUAGAUGCAGCCGGUGAUUAUGUUUUGCUGAAAGAGCCAACUCAAGUUGCAAAAGAUCAUGUUGAUGGUGUUCAGAGAGAUCCAAGACGGGGAAGUAUAUCUCGUACCCCUGCUGUGAAAUAUGGGCAAAACAACACUCCAAAAAGGCCUAGUAUUAGAAGAGGCCAGUCUCCAAUUUCACCAGGUGAUCCAAACCAGUCUUCUUCAUUGUUGGACUUUGAUCCACUUUUGGACUCAUUCAGUGAAACAAAGAAACAAGAAAUUCCAAGAAACCAGUCAGGUGGUUCUAUAAAUAGUAACAUUCCUAAUGAAAGUGAGGAUUCCUUGCUAAAAGUCUGGGAUAUAGGACAUCUAACAAAUUUAUCAACAAAUACUCCAAACAAACCUAGUACCCAGUCUACCUUUGUAUAUGGGCAUCAGCCCACCCCUUCCCCAAGAAAUCAACCCAUUUCACGCUUUUAUUCACCUCAAGCACAACCCAUGACUAAUAGACAGACAGUUCAUUAUCCAAUCGGAUUCCAGAACACCAAUUCAAAUUUAAACAGAGAACCUACUCCUCAAAUUCCAUCAAAAACAGCAAAUCGGAACAGUUACGUUGGGUUGAGUAGCCAAUCAGCUUCAGCAGGAAGUUUAGGUAACCAGUCUAAAGAUCCAUUUGCUGAUUUACUUAGUUUAAACCAGUCGGAAACAGGAACAAGCAUAUCACAGCAAGAGAAACCUCAGAAGGCCUCUGCGUGGGAAACGUUUAAAUAGUUAUUCUCAAUUAUGUAAAAUGUAAAUGCUUAAUGUUUGGAACAAAACUGCCUCGUAUAAUUGUAAAAAGUAUGUUUUAAAUGCAACAACAAUGCAUCAGUAAGAAUUAAUAAUAGUUUAAUGAGUUUGAAUUGUCUUGUAUAUUUUUAUAGCAAUUGUUAAUAGGCUAAAAAUUUCCUUCUCUGAUUGCUUUAUGUAUGCCAGAUUGUGCAAGCCUUUUGUAUUAUUAUCAUUAUUAAAAACAAUUGUAUCAUGAUUUCAUACUUAAUUUUCUGUUUUUUUCUUUAAAAAACAACAACAUUUGUGAUAGGUAGGUUGACAUUGUGCAAUAUAUGUUUAUUUUCUGUCCAUAAUAACAUGUAAUUGUUAAUAUCACUGGUUUUCCAAAUUAGGAUAGUUGUUUCUCUUAUUGUUUAACAAAAUGAAACAUGCAUAAUAUUGAUAUUUAAUUGUUAGGUUUACUUGUUCAAAUGUAUUCUUGAAGAAUUUAAGCAGAGAAAAGUUUCAUCCUGAAAAGAUACAAGAAAUAAAAAUUUCAGUAUAAUUUAAAGGUAUUUUCUCACAUUUUAAAGGGAAAGACAGUAAUAUUUGUAAAUAUUUAAACACAUUUUAUAAACAACAAAAAUAGUGUCUCGACCAUGAAGUCUGCUAGAGAGUGUUUUUACAUGGUAUUAGCAUUUAAAAUGGCAAACUCCUUUAUUACGUUAUUAUUCAACUGCUCAGCAUUAUUAAUUGUUAAUGUAAGCUUGAUAGUGUGCUGAUAUUAUUAGUGUAAGCUAUGCUGUUUGUAUAUUCACUAAGUUGAAAUGGUCUUUGGAACCUUUUUUGUACAAAAUUCUCAUAGCAUUCCUUGUUACAUCUCACUUAGUCUUGUGUAAACAAAUUAGUCUUAUGCCUUCUUGUCAUGAUAUUUGAACAAUUUUGAUUGCAUAUUUGAAACUGUUAUACAUGUUUAAGUGUGUAAGACUUUGGCUCUCAUGCUUGUGUUGUUUCUUAGCAAAAUUUUACUCAAUAGAGUGGCAUUAGUGUUUGUAUGAAUUUGCACAAUUUUAGAGGAAUCCCCAAGUAUAUAAAUAGUGUUAAAGGUACUGGACACCACAUGGUCCCACAAUUAGUACAUACAGUAUUUCUAUAAAUCAAUGCUAUUUUUAAACUUACUUGAAUUUACUUGGUGGACAACCACAGCACUGCGAAAGAUGCAUGAGUCAAAUUCAAUGCGUUGUACACAAUGAUAUCAAUUAUAUACUAGUUUUUGACAAUUUUCUUUUUUUCUUGCAAAUGUAUCAUCUGGUGUCUAGUCCCUUUAAUGCCAAAAGGUAUCAAACCUUUUAUGUAAAAGUCCCUUGAUACCUUCAAGCCCUCAAAUCAUCAUGUGAGAGUGUAUGUUUUCCUCCCUGGCUAAAAAUGUUUAAUUGUGAUUUUUGCAUUUUUCUUAUGAUAACUGUUAGUUAUAGAUGCAAUUUCAAGAUCAAAGCACAAAUAGAUAGUGUCAGUCAAUUAGAAUAGAAUGUACAUGUGUUUGAGGUUGAUUUUCUUUUUAAUUAAAAAAUCAGUUGAUCUGAUUAAUGUUGCAUAUAUUUUUAACAAUUUAUUAUUAUCAUUGCUAUUAAGAGUUAAAGCAUUUAAGUUUGUGUAGAUUAUUCAAUUAAUGCACAGGUGCUAUAGAUGUUGUAUUUCCAAGUAAGAAAAACACCUGCACAAAUUUCUUAACAAUGUUUUUGAUUUUCAUUGCUUUCACCUUUGGAUGUUUAUGGGAGUUUUUUCGAAGAACUCAUUUUUGGAAAUUUUAGCUCAUUUUUAGGGAAUAUUUAUAUUAUUCCAAACUUUCUUAAACCUAGAAUAUUGUCAAUAACCUGAUAAGAAAUUGUCAAUGAGCCAAGCAGCAGUCAAUUUAUAUAACUUAAAUACCGGUAAGAUGUUCACAGAUUAUCCUAUGGCUAGUUGUUCAUUUAAAUUAUUUAAUCGGUUAGUAAUCAUUGUUGGGAUAAUGAUUGACCAAUCAAUAAACCAUUUGGGAUGACUGACAAACCAAACCUUUAACCAGCUUUAUACCAUUGGCUGCAACCAGCCUGCAUUACUAUGAAUAUCACUUCAUGUUUUGCUAUCACACUCAUUUAUAGUUGUAGAGCCCAAAAUGAUGGAUCACUGAAGUGAAUUAUAUCAUAUAUUGAAACAUUUGUGGAUAAUUUGGGAAAAUAUGGGGGUUUAAACACAAAAAGUGAGUGUGUUAAAAUGCCUAAUAGUUUUAAUUAAAAGUCAAAUUGUUUUCUCAAUAUAUUUCUUUAGUUUUUCUAACUAGGACACUGGCUGCAAACCCUUGGCCAGUACAUUCAUGUUUACGCAUUCAAUUAAUACAAGUGUUUUCCUUUAUUUAUAAUUAUCCACAUUUUUUGUGUAUUUACAUGAUUGCAAGCAAACAACGUCUCAUUGUAUUUGAACUCUUAAUUUUACUGUUGUUUUCUAGAAAAAAAAAAAAAUUCUAUGAAUUAAUCAAAGUUUCUUUGUUAAUGGACCAAAUCGUUGUUUAAAGGGAAAUUUGUUUUAUGUGUUUUAAAUUUGUUAUUGAUUCAGAUUGUAUGCUUAAUUCAUUGUUCAACUGCCAUAAUAAAAGAAAUAAGUUAUAUUA
Mya arenaria is the source of this 5980-nucleotide messenger RNA. RefSeq names its product DENN domain-containing protein 1B-like. NCBI's taxonomy places the organism in Eukaryota, Metazoa, Mollusca, Bivalvia, Myida, Myidae. Gene Ontology annotation, molecular function: phosphatidylinositol phosphate binding; guanyl-nucleotide exchange factor activity. The record is from RefSeq and is a predicted model, not a curated record. Gene Ontology annotation, biological process: endocytic recycling; endocytosis. The transcript has 24 exons. The coding region runs from base 124 to 3354 and encodes 1076 amino acids. Gene Ontology annotation, cellular component: intracellular membrane-bounded organelle; cytosol.